Molecule: messenger RNA, 1566 nt
Organism: Trypanosoma conorhini
Lineage: Eukaryota; Euglenozoa; Kinetoplastea; Trypanosomatida; Trypanosomatidae
Exons: 1
Coding region: 1-1566 (521 amino acids)
Biological process (GO): regulation of dephosphorylation; microtubule cytoskeleton organization; cortical cytoskeleton organization
Cellular component (GO): spindle; centrosome
Source: RefSeq, a predicted model, not a curated record
AUGCCCCCCUGUGAACGGGCGACGAUGCAGGCGGUGUGCGAGGCGCAGCGGCAGUACCUCACGGCUCACAUCACGCAGUUGUACGCCAACACCAACCCGGCCGAGCUUUGGGGCAACAUCGUGAAGUAUCGGGAGCGCAACAACACAGACGCGCUCGACACAGUAGAGUCGUACGAUGAACUGCGGUUAUCCUACAAUGGGUUUAGGAAGGUCGUCUAUAGUCUUAUUUUUCACGUUUCGCCCGAGGAGGAAAAUCGGACGUCCGCGGAGGAGCGCGAGGCCAGGAAACGCCUCUACUUUAACCACCCCUUUCUGUCGCCGGCAACAUUUCUCGCCUUUCCGCGCGCGGAGGACGGGACGAUAGCCGCGGUUCCCAUGUAUGCCUUCGCCGCAAAGCGCCUGCUCCUGUACAGGAUGCGGAUAGAACUUGAGCUGGUGGCCAGAGUUUUGCCACCGGCGCUUCAGGACCCCGUCACGAGGGUUACGCAUCUUUUGCUGUGCCCCCCCAGUGCGUCCUCCCCGCUCUCAAACGGGCUCACGCAGGAGGACAUUGAGACGUUUCUGUACGAAUUGUUACCCAAUCUGCGACUGGUGCGGGAUAUGCCGCCCUGGAUGCAGCCGUACUACCUUUGCCACGCCUCCAGAAAGUUUAUGUUUAUGUGCGACACGAGGCGCACAGGGGCGAUAUCUAUUGAGAGCAUGAUGAAAAGCGACGUCUUUUCGGAACUUUUAAGGGUAUUUGAGAGUGAUGCGAACGACGCCAUCGCCGUUUUCACGGAAGGCUGCGCAGUCGACGUGGCCGCCAACCUCGUGUCGCCGGAUGCCGCAGAGGAUGACACGAUCCCGGCCCUUGUGUUGUUCUACGAGGGCGAAGGCAACGAAAAGGACGACAUGUACAUAGUGAAAACGUUGACGGAUGACGUUGUCUUGAAGGUCCGUCGCAGCCAGCUGUACUGGAACUCUGGCUCCAUCGACUUCCUCCAGCCGGACGUGCUCUGCAUGGACAACUGGUUCUCUCUGGCUCUCAUGGCCCGCAUUUACGACCACUUCACGAGCCUGGACGUUGACGGGGACGGUGUCCUCACGGUGGAUGAGCUCGCCCGCUACAGUGACGGCAGCUUCACCCGGCUGGUGAUUGAGCGGGUCUUUGAGUGCCACGUCCCCCACAGCGGCAAGCGACACGUCAUGGACUACAAAACCUAUUUGGACUUUGUUAUCGCCACAGAGCACCCCGCGACUCUUCCGGCGAUGAAGUACAUCUGGAGCAUACUCGACCUCGAGGAGACCAAGUCGUUUGUGACGGUCGCAACACUGCGCUGCUUCUGCAAGGCGAUCGCCAACGAGCUCAUUGCGAACGGUCUCAUGACAGACAUUUCCGCGCAGUCUAUUCUCUCAGAGCUGAUAGACAUGAUAAACCCAAAGUGGCACGAGUGGGUUGAGCUGGACGAUAUCGUGCGUUCAGGCCACCAAGCCACUGUCCUUCCAAUCCUUCUCAGCUACCGCAACUUCUACGCAUACGAUUGCCGCGAACAGACAGCAGCUGUCGCUAAUGACGGGUACGCGUGA